AUGGCGUCUACAACUCCAGCCACGUCCAGCACCUCGCCGAUCUCGUCGUUGAGGACCCUCCCAUCCCAGAGACAUCAUUACGCUCGCGCAACGAGCGAUUCGUCUGAAGCAGAGUCCAUACCAACAUUGCCAAUCCAAAAGCCAGAUCCGGAGCCAGAGACUGAAUCUAAGGUCGACGUAGAACCAAUAACGGAGCCAGAGGAAGAGACUGAGAAGGAAUAUGAAAACGACAAUGAGAAGGACGACGACACCACCGUGCAGGCGGAGGACGAGGGGAAAGAGGUGGAUACAACACUAGAGCCAUUCAGUGGUCUUGAAGUCGUCGAGGUAUCGGACGAAAAGAUGAUUGCUCUUCCAGACAUCAGCGAAUACUCAACGUUAGAAUUGACGGCCACGCUCUUCCCUUCCUAUGGAAAGGACCCAUACGACUUCCACCACCAAGACUACUCGACCCUCGAACUACCGACGUCUAUGGACCUUCCCACCUCGCCUAUGUCAAACUACCCUUCCCUUCGCCGUCGCUCCUCAAUGCCAUCGCGCUCAGGCUCGCGUUCAUCGUCCGUUCUCGAUAAUCCACUACCCCCACUACCAUCCAUCCCCAACAAGCCACCCGGCCCGCACCGCAAAGCGUCAGAACAAACUCUCGGGACGCUACACCGUUCAAACCAAUCAGUGCGAUCCCAUAUCUCUCUUCUGCAAACCCCAAGGAGGAUAAAAGAAUGUGGUGUAUGGUUCGACCGCAGAUUCUAUGCUGGUGAAGGUGGAAUGGAGAUAUGGAUGUCUAGAAACCGAACGUGGGUACGUGAUAUGCGGUGGGAGGUUAUAUGCGGAUCUAGUCGGGUGUUGGCUAUAAGAGGCAACCCAAAUAGUUGGGGGGAGAAGAGGGAAUUCUGUGACACGAGGGGGAACCUGUUGUUUAAGACUCGGAAACAGGGUGGGAAAGGAAAGAGAAGGGUUGCGGUCAGUAAACAGGGCCAGGUUGUUUUUGCUGUUAGCAGGGACCCGGAUACCUUGAACGCCUCGUGGACUGUGGAAUUUACCAACGCGAGGGAUAAGCGGACAGUUAAAUGGAAUGUUCGGGGCAGUGCUUCGACGAACGAUGUUUAUGUUAAUUGUUAUGGCGUUCCAAUUGGUCGAAUAUCUAGGCCGGAGGGUGGCGUCAAAGAAAUGGCUAAGGAAAAACAUAGUUAUGUUGUAAAAGUGUCACCCGGCAUCGACUACACAGUUAUGGCAGCUCUGACAGUGGCGUAUGACGAUCAUCGAAUGGAAGGCGGGAAGACGAUAUUAUAG
Molecule: messenger RNA, 1290 nt
Organism: Glarea lozoyensis ATCC 20868
Lineage: Eukaryota; Fungi; Ascomycota; Leotiomycetes; Helotiales; Helotiaceae
Product: Tubby C-terminal
Exons: 4
Coding region: 1-1290 (429 amino acids)
Source: RefSeq, a predicted model, not a curated record